AUGGCUCAUCGACUCUUCACAAAUCCAAAUAAUAAUAAUAACAGUAACAAUAAUAAUCACAUGAUGUAUGGAUCUCUUUCUCCACCAAUAGAUCAAGUACGUAGACACUCGUUUGAAGGUGUUGGUAGUGGUGUUGGUGGUUCGAGUAAUAGUAUUGGCACUUCUUCUUCUUCAUUGUUAAACAACAAUAUUCACUCUUCUGAAGCGCUAGUGUCAAACAACCAUCCAACAGGAUCCAUCCUUGGUAGUAGUAGUAGUAGUAGUGCAAUUACUACGAACAAUACAAGUACACACAGCAACCAUACACCACCACUACUCCUUUCAUCUUCUCUUCCAUUGCAACCAUACACCACCACAAGUCGUUUGAUGCAACAACAACAACAAACAUCUUCACCUCAUCAUCAUCAUCAAAGAACAGCAUCAGCAUUUCCUGCAUCACCUCUUCAUCGAGGAACCAGUGAAUCUAAAAUCAAUCCAGAAUCUCAUGGUGCACCAUCAUACAUGAUUAAUGGUGGAAUGAAUAGUCCUUCAAGUAAUCAUGUAUUUGGUGGUACAAGUAGUAGUAAUAAUAAUAAUUCACCACGAGUACAAACUCCUUCAUCACUCACUCCAUCACGUCAUCAUAGUGUUCAUGUGAGUGGUAGUGGUGGUAUGAGUAGUGGUGGUGCUAAUAAUUUUAUUCAUGAUCUCUCACCAUCUCUAUUGAUCCAUUCAACAACAACAACUAGUAGUAGUAGUACUAGUAAUAAUAAUAGUAAUACUCAUAAUAAUAUUCAACACUCGAGUGACACAUCUUCCAAUAAUGAUAUGAAUUUAAUGUUCAUGAUGAUGGAUCAGUCUGUUAUUAAUCAAUCAUCAAAUAUUAGAACUUCGUUGAAAUAUGAUCGAAAUAAUUCAUCAUCCAAUAAUAGUAGUGAUAAGAAUGCACCUAAAUCUGUGUUAAUUCAAAAUAUUGUUCAUGAUCUUAUUGAAGAAUUGACAAAUAUUAUUAAAAAAGAUUUAAAUGCACAUCAUACAGGUCAUACUAGUAGUAGUAGUGGUACGAGUGGUAUUGGUGGUAUUAGUGGUAUUGGUGGUAUGAGUGGUGGUCAUUCAAGUCAUACCUCUCAUCAUAACAGUGGACAAUAUUUAUCAAGUCAUGGAAGUAUGGAUUUUACAUCAUCCAUGAUGAUGCAUGGUAUGAGUGGUAGUGGUGCUGGUGGUGCUGUUGGUGGUAUGAGUGGUGGUACGAGUGGUGGUAUGAGUGGUGGUAGUACCGGCAUGACAAUGAACACUAAUUCAAUGACAACAACCACAUCAACUACUACUACAAGUCAUAAUCAAAAUAAUAAUAUCAAUAACAAUGUCACAACACCAAUGAAUAACACCAACAAUACCAACAAUAAUAUUGCCACUACCAACAAUAUUCUACUUCCUAGUAAUAUCAUGAUGAUUGGUGGAACAGGUGGAUUAUUAAUGAAUAGUGGAAUGAAUACAUCUACUUUGAAUACUUCUCAAAAUAGUUCGAAUAGUUCAGGAUUAUUAAUGGGUAAUCAUUUGAAUCAUCAUUCUUUUAGUAGUGGUAUGGGAUCGAGUCUUGCAGCUUCUCUAUCGACUAGUACUCUGAAUUCGUCGACGAGUAAUAAUAUAUUGUACUCUUCAUUGAAUUUUCAAUAUGAAUAUCCUUUUAUGACUCCACUUGCAAAUCAUCAUGAUGACACGACAAACAAGUAUACAAAUAUUUAUUUUAAUAAUUCUCAUUCUUUGAAAUUACUUUUUAAAUAUCAUAAUGAGAAUAUCAUUUCCAAAGUAUUUAUUUACAAGGAAAUUCUUAAAAGAAUGCAAGACAAUGAAGAUAAUAUUACCAUUCUACUUUAUUGUCUCUAUUUAUUAAAAACAAUAUUAACAACAUUUAAAAGAGAUGAUCGACUAGUAGAUCAAUAUAAGAGUAUUUAUUAUUAUUGUAAAGAUGUACUUGUAAAGAAACAUCGAAAUGCUCAUUUACAAUCUCAAAUAUCAUUUACUAUUAAAUAUUUAUAUAGAUAUUUAAUUAAAAUAUUACAAAAGAAUCAAUUAUAUAUUCUCAACAUGUUAAACUAUGAUAAGAGAAUAUCAGGAUUGACUUCUCGAGUAUUUGAAUAUUAUUUAUACAAGAAUCGAUUAUUGAAUAAUGAAAUAUUGAAGUUGUAUCAACAACACGAAGAUUUUAUGAAACAAAAACAAUCCUCCAGUGUCAUGGAUUUUGUUUAUUUUGGAUCUCAAUUUAGAAAAUUUACUAAAUUUGAAGAUAAACAAGCAGAAUUGGAUUUGAGUCAUCGAGUAUUAAAUGUUGAGAAUAUGGAUACCAUUAGACAUCAAAUUGCAAGUAUUGAACAUGAGAUUAGAAAUCAAGGUCAUCGAGAAGAACAUGACACUUCUAUUAUUGAUGAAUUAUUAUUACCAAAUAUAUCUCAAUACAUUGAUCAAUACUAUGAAUAUAAGGAUAAUAAUGAUCAAUAUAUUGAAUCUAUUAUAGAUAAUUAUGAUCAAUUUAAUACUAUAUUAAAUCAAAUCGUGAAUGGAUGUAGUAGUAACUUGAUUGCAGAUGAAAACAAACUCAAUGACGCAUGUCUAUUAUUUGUCAUGAUGGUUUCACAUGCUGUUUAUGGUGGUAGUGCUCAAAAUGGUCAUGUGUCAUCCAUUCCUAGUCAUAUUCAUUCGUAUCAUCAUAACAAACUCACCAUGAAACAAUUGAAUAGUUUCUUUUUAGAAAUGAUGGACAAUCAUUCACUCACAUCCGUCUAUUAUGUAUUUAAACUUUUAUUUAAUAUUUAUUAUUAUAAUUUGAGUUUAUAUGAAAUGUAUCAAAAUAUUCCAAGUAUUGAAGUUGUGUUGAGUGAUUUAUUUUCUAAAUUUUGUGAUAUGGCCAUGGUGUUUUAUACAAGUCAUCAUGACAAGUUGAAUAGUACCAAAUCAAUGAGUAGUAGUACCAUGAGUAGUAGUACCAAAUCAAUGAGUAGUAGUACCAUGAAUAGUAGUACCAAAUCAAUGAGUAGUAGUACCAUGAAUAGUACCAUGAAUAGUAUCCAUCCAAGUCAAAGAGAUGAACAAUUAUUGGAACAAAUCAAAGCAUCAAUCUGUGAAAUGUUAUCCUUCUUUUUAUAUCAUCAUUUUAUGAUUUAUAAUACGAAUCAUAAUCCACUCUUAUCAACGAACACUCAUGGAAUCAAUGUAUUGGUCAUUGAAUUGAAUCCACAAAUUCUCAUUGAUGAUUUAGAUAUUCGAGUCGUCUAUGAUUUGAUUUUGUAUAGUUUGAAUGGUGAAAUGAGUGUGAAUAGUACGAAUAGUACUACUACGACGAAGACCAAGACGACGACGACGACGAGUGCGAGUACUACUACGAACACGAACAGUACUACUAACACGAACAGUACUACGAACAGUACUACAGAGAAUACUACCACUUCUUCUUCGAGUACGACUACUACUACUACUACUCAACAACAUGUGGGAGAGCAUUAUGAUCUAUUAAUAGCAUUAUUGUGUUUCCAACUGAAUCAACAACCUCAAUUAUUACAAAAAUUACCCUCUAAAAUUGAUUCUAUCAUUGAUCUCUAUAGCUCUUAUAACUAUUUAUUGAAUAUGAAUAGCAAAUAUAAUCUAUUUCUCAUAAUAUUUGAUUAUAUCAUUCAAAAAGAAUUACCAAGUAUUGAUCCAUUUCAAAGAGAUUUAUUAUUUUUAAUCUUUGAUAAGAGUAAUUUACCAAUCUAUGGUCAUUAUUUAUUUAAAUUUAUGCCCAAUGUUGAUAAGAAUUUUACCUUUGUUAAAUUAUUUACUAAAUUCUUUUAUUCGAAUUUUGUCAUGAAAUCAGAGAAUACAUUGAUACCACUUGGUAAUAAUUUUGAUAUGGAGAGUAUGAUGAAAUUUAUUAUUGGAUUACAACGAUUGUCAUGUCAUUAUUUAAAUUGUGAAUUUAAACCAUACAUUUCUCAACUUUUAACAAUUCACUCGAAUUUGACAUCUCCUCGUAGUGGUGUGAGUGUUACUUCUUCUAGUGCUGCUAUUUCUUCUUCUAGUACUACUAGUUCUACUAGUUCUACUAGUUCUAGUACUACUACUGCUUCUACUACUACUUCUAGUACUACUCACUCAUUGAAUUUAUUUGAUCAUUUAUUGAAAGAUUUAAUUUUUGAUAUCCAUGAUGAAUCCAAUCGAAGACAAGGUGAACUUGCAUUAUUUAAUAUUAUGAAAUUUACUGAAGAUUAUGAUUCAUUGACGAGUUCUUCGACAUUGAAUUAUUCGAGUUAUUUGGGAAGUACUACUACUAGUGGCGUUUUGAAUCAAACAACAAAUUCUUCUUCUUCUACUACCAUCAAUCAUUACUAUUCAGAAUUGAGACAACAAAUGAAUCAAUUACUCAAUGAAAUGAUUCAUCAUGAUUAUGCUCCAAUUCGAAUGAUUUAUUUAAAUUUAUUAGAAAAAAAGAUUCAAUUAUUGAAAUCGAAAUGUACCACACAUGGUGAUAGUGAAAAAGUGAAACUCAUGAUCAAAACAUUGAAUGAAUCUCUUCUAGAAUGUAUUGUAAAUAGAAAAGAGACAGAUACAAGAAUAUUGAUGAGAGCCUUUCAUUUGGUGUUUGAUUUUAUAUCCGUGUGUACAUUUCCACAUUCUUAUCAUCAAAUGUAUUCCAAUUCUGGUGGUAGUGGUAGUAGUGGUGGUGGUAUUGGUAGUAAUAAUAAUAACAAUACUAAUAGUACUAAUAAUGGUACUACGACUACUACUACUAAUAGUAAUAAUCAUAAUACUAGUACUGGUAAUCAUCGUACAACAACCUCACACUCUUCAUCCUUUCAUUCGAACAAUAGUAGCAAUGCAAAUCAUUCUACUAAUGGUAUUGCUGGUCACUCUUCCUAUCCACUCUAUCAUCAAGUCUUCAAUAUGGACAUUUAUGAUUUAUUCUUGAAUGGACAUGUUAGUAUUCCAUUCUAUUUAUUGAAAGAUAUUAGUAUUAGUAUUUUGUAUUAUUUAUUUGAGUCAUUACAUGCUUCCACUCCACAAACUCGUCAACUCUCUUCCAUUUCUUCGAUUUUACUCAUUCUCAUUAUUGAAAAGUGUAACAAAUCUCCACAUGUAUUGGCGAGUAUUGGUGGUAUUACAUUCUUUAAGAAUUUACUUCAACAAGAGAGAUAUAAUGCUACCAUUCUCUAUUACACAAGCAAGUAUUUGAUGAAACAAUUGAGUCAAUCUUUUCCAAAAGAGUAUUACAAGUAUUUAUCAAAUUUAAUUUUAAAAGCACAAACAGAGAAUUUACCAAACUUGUUGCAAAAUCCUUACAAUCCUUUCUUUAUUUAA
Messenger RNA from Naegleria lovaniensis, 5310 nucleotides. RefSeq lists its product as uncharacterized. The record is from RefSeq and is a predicted model, not a curated record. The transcript is spliced from 2 exons. Bases 1 to 5310 code for a protein of 1769 amino acids. Lineage: Eukaryota; Heterolobosea; Eutetramitea; Acrasida; Naegleriidae.